Molecule: messenger RNA, 1812 nt
Organism: Teleopsis dalmanni
Lineage: Eukaryota; Metazoa; Arthropoda; Insecta; Diptera; Diopsidae
Exons: 3
Coding region: 1-1812 (603 amino acids)
Source: RefSeq, a predicted model, not a curated record
AUGUCGGUUUCAAUGAAAUUGGUGUGGUUUAUGUGCCUUUGGUUAAGUGCCUUUACUUAUGUAUAUUGUGCACCUUACGAAGUAGUGUACACCGGUGACAGCUGUGAUUGCCCAUCGAAAUUGAACUACCAAGUGAAUGUGCCAAAAAUAUCGAAAACGAAAAAAUAUCGACCAAGCGAAUAUGGCUAUAGUAUAGAUGUUCCAGUGCAAGCCAAGGCAAAAGUUACAUAUUCAUUUGAUUUUCAAGUUGAAGAACCAAAACCACCAAAGCCUGUACCCCAAAAAAAUUUGAAAUUAUUUGCAAAAGUCGAUCGUGUAAUUAUAAAGAAAAAUGACUGCGAAGACACGUCUGGAUCAUCAGCUCAAAACCCAACAUAUUCUUCUUGUAAUUGUGGCCAAUGCGGUGUCACUAAACCACUUUAUAGGUAUGUAUAUAAGCGCGAAACACCCUGCAAGUGUCAAAAAACGAAUUGUAAAUGUAACUCAAAUCCUCCAAUCGCAAUACGUUAUGUUAGACUAACGAAACCAACAUUAGGCUUGAUUGGUAGUCCCAAUGCUUUCAAUUUCAUAGAAAAUACAAGGGAAAUAGCUCCAAAUAUUGAUACAUUUAAAUUAAUCAGAGCAGUCGAUGAUGAUAUGUAUGAUGAACCUAAUAAUAUAAGACGUAAACGGGAUAUACAACGUGUCUUUUAUCGACCACGUAAAUUUGGUGCAGAGCGUCCUGGACGAUUUGUGAAGAAAUAUCACAAAAACUUAUCGGAUAAAGAUCGCGGCCUAUUUGAUUUACGACUUUUUGCAGAUCCAAAACCAAAAAAAUCUAAACGCAAAAAUAAAAAGGUGCCAUCAUCACGUCUUUACUCAAGAAUUGUUAAACGUGACAUUAAAGGUGAGUACGACCUUUUAGAAAAAGAACGUGAGCAAAUGGAUUUAACAUUGCCAGAAAUUAUACAGUUUAUGCCGGAAACAUUACAACCAAACUAUAAGAGAGGUCAAUGUCAUUUUGGUUGUACAUCAUCACCACAAACACAAAAAUCUAAUGAAGAGGUAGAGGCAACAACACCAGAUUCUACAGAAGCUGAAAAAGAAAAUAUGAAACAAAAUGAACCGAAAAAUGAAAUGAAAGAUAAUGAAGAUAAAUCCAAAGAAAAUAGUAUACAAAGUACUUACACAAAACGUAACGCCGGUCAAUAUUUAUUGCCUUCUAAAGAAACUACAACAGAUGAAAAGCGUACUGAUACUAACCGAUACUCUAAAUCUUCACAACCCAAAAAAGCACUUCAACCAAACCAGCCUCAACCAAACCAGCCUCAACCAAACUUGUAUGCACCGCCGCAGCCUAAAACUAUAUACACAAGUUUUCAUAAUCCCUACAAUAAUAGAGAUGGUUUAGGUAUGAUUGUGUCUGCUUCUUCAGUAUCCGACCGUUCUGGGAUUCCAUUACAAUAUGCUGGCGAGCUACACAGUUUAGGUAAUGCAUACAAAGUACCGUUGCAAAUUUCAGCACCUAUUGUUGGUGCACGCCAUUAUCCAGUCCAGCAUGUAUCAAAUGAAGAGCUGGAUAAAAUUAUUGCCGACAUCGUUUAUCGACAUCCAGACUUUAUUGAUGCGACCUCACAUUACGGUGGUGCGUUAGUAGAUCCCGAACCAGUGCAAGCAGAACAAACGAAGGAUUUUUUGCAGAAACUUAUUGAGGGCCGUUUGAGUUCAUUAUUCCAUCGAGAACAUAUACCACGAAACUUACGAAAUUACAAUAACCCAUUUUCCACCUACAGUUCACCUCCAGUCAUUAACUACCAUUCAUCACUUUAUUAG